AUGGCUCUGCUCACAUUGCUCAUCACAACAACAACAACCAACGCACAAACCACAGGAGACAUUAUCGCCAAAAAGGUCUCUGAACUUCAAGCAAAGGCGACAAAGACCAAGGGCAUAAUCGAGCUCGACUCUCUCGCAUUCGACGACGUCCUUGCCAAACCGAGGAAUUACUCCAUGGUCGUUCUCUUCACCGCCAUCAGCCCAGAGUUCCAAUGCGUUCCCUGCAAGAACUUUGAUCCAGAGUACAGACUUGUUGCUGCUGGCUGGUUCAGGAUCCCUGACAAGUCGCAGAUCUUCUUUGGAAUCCUCGACUUUAAGGCUGGCCAAAGCGUCUUUCAAAAGUUCAACAUGAACAGCGCCCCGUCACUCCUCUACUUCCCUGUAUCGGAUUCCCCAGAGUCAUCCCCCUCCUUCGACCGCUACGACUUUGGCAAAAGUGGAUUCCAAGCAGAGUCAUUUGCCAACUGGGUCAAUGCGAGGUCAGGAUUAAAGAUUGAUGUCCAGCGCCCCUUCGACUUUGUCGCCUUCUCAUUGAAGAUUAUGGGAUUUUCAGGCACUGUGGGCUUGGCCCACUUUCUCUUCACCCGCGGUGGCAAGGUCAUCCGUAGCAAGUAUCUCUGGGCUGCCGUCUCGCUGAUCCGCCACCCUCCUUACUCGAUGCCCAGCCGCGAUGGUCGCCCUGGGUUCAUUGCCCCUGGGUUCCAGAACCAGUUUGGCCUCGAGACACAGAUUGUUGCUAUCACCUACGCGGUGUUGUGUGGAGGAGCAAUCUCCCUGAUGAGCAGCAUCCCCCGGAUUGAAAGCCCUUCUAAGCAGCGUCUUGCAGUGAUUAUCUGGAUGGGCGUCAUUACGGUCAUGUACAGCGUCCUCAUCCUCUUCUUCCGCGCCAAGAAUCCCUCUUACCCCUUCCGCCUCUUAUUCUGA
Molecule: messenger RNA, 924 nt
Organism: Linnemannia hyalina
Lineage: Eukaryota; Fungi; Mortierellomycota; Mortierellomycetes; Mortierellales; Mortierellaceae
Source: the annotation of a GenBank genome assembly